AUGAAGGUUGAAAAGAUGUUGGGAAAAGGUUGUGAAGCUUAUUUAACUUAUGUGAUGAAUUCAUUUAGUAAGGAGUUGAGAGUUCAGGAUAUUAGCAUUGUUAAGGAUUUUAAUAACGUGUUUCCUGAAGCGUUACUAGGUUUGUCACUGGAUCAUGAACUUGAUUUUGGUAUUGAACUCUAUCUUGAUGAUAUUUUGGUGUAUUCUCAUUCUAAGGAGGACCUCGAAUUGAGCGAGUGUGAAUAUUGGCUUAAGAAAGUGAGAUUUUUAGGUCAUGUUGUUUUGACUGAAGAAAUUCGAGUGGUUUCAAAGAAGAUUAAGGCGAUUUUAGUAUGGAAGGUGCCUAGGAGUGUUACUGAAGUUAUGAGUUCCUUGGGUUUAGCUGAGUAUCAUCCUGGAAAAGCGAAUGUUGUUGUUGAUGCUUUGAGUAGAAAGUCGAUAACGGAGUUGAGAGCUAUGUUUGCACGCUUGAGUUUAGUUAGUGAUGGUGGUUUGUUAGCUGAACUUCAAGUUGUGUGUACCGCAUUAAAUAGAUUUAAGGCAAACGAUUCUUACCGAGGCGCAUAUUGGUUCUUAUGCUAUGUAUUCGGUAGUGACAAGAUGUAUCAUGAUCUUAAAGAGAUUUAUUGGUGGUCUGGGUUGAAGCAUGGUGUUAUGAAUUUACUGACUCAAUGUUUGGUUUGUCAAAAAGUUAAGGCAGAGUAUCAGUUUCUUUCAGUUUUGUUGCAAUCGAUUGCGAUUCCUGAAUAG
Gossypium arboreum is the source of this 750-nucleotide messenger RNA. RefSeq lists its product as uncharacterized. Lineage: Eukaryota; Viridiplantae; Streptophyta; Magnoliopsida; Malvales; Malvaceae. The record is from RefSeq and is a predicted model, not a curated record. Bases 1 to 750 code for a protein of 249 amino acids. The transcript is spliced from 4 exons.